AGAGAGCCGCGGCGCGUCAUCCGAGAGGCGUGGCUCUGGCUAGCUGCUCUGUGCUGUCUUGGCGGCAAGGAGUGCAGUUUGUGAAGUCGCUGCUGGAGAAGGGUAUGGCGGAACAGGGAGCCGGCGGGGAUUGGCCCGGGAAUGAGGACGAAGGAGCCAGCGGAGGGGUUCCGGGAGGAGAUGGCCGGAGGGGGAGCAGCGCAGGGGUAUCAACAGAACAGAUCAUGCAGACUGGCAGUGUCCUACUGCACGGGUUCAUAGUGGAUCGUGUGCACCGCAGUUCUCCGGAUACUGCAGGAGUUCCAGAGCUGGGCGGAACGGAACAGCUGCAGGGGAAUCCUUCCACAAAAAGACUUUGUGAAUGCCUCCGAAAAAUAGGAGACGAGUUGGACGGGAACAUGGAGCUGCAAAGGAUGAUUGAACAGGUCCAUGGCAACCCUCCUAAGGAAGUCUUCUUACAAGUAGCUACUGAAAUGUUUGCAGAUGGCAACUUCAACUGGGGACGUGUGGUAGCCCUCUUUUAUUUUGCCUGCAAGCUGGUUCUUAAAGCACUGUAUUCACAUGUUCCACAAAUGAUCCGCACAAUCAUAGACUGGACUUUGGAGUACCUUAGAGACCAUGUGGUCCAGUGGAUACGGGAUCAAGGAGGAUGGGAGGGACUUCUGUCUUACUUUGGCACUCCUACCUGGCAAACCGUCGGGGUCUUCCUAGCUGGUGUUCUCACUGCCACUGUUGCCAUCUGGAGAUAUUCUUAAGACUUCUUUUGCCUUCCUAAAGCUUUCUUAAGCUUGUAUUUUACAUCCGGAAGCACAAACUGAAACCCCGGUAAACUCCAGCAUUGACCAGAGCUUAAUAGCGAGAGCUUCCAUCAGGGACUUCACCAACCACACUCCACGAGAACAGCUCUAGCGUGGCCACUGGCACCAGUUGCGGGAUCAUUUUUACUCCUUUUUUUUUUUUCCCCUUUUUUUUCUUUUUUUUUUUUUUAUUACAUUAAAACGUGCCUUUUUUUAAUAGCUGAAAUGGUUUUUAAUACGCCUUGUUUCAUUUAAUACUUGAAUUUGUGCCCUUACCUUUCCGCAUCUUUUAAACAUAGAAAAAAAGGUAUCGUCAGAGGGGAAGGACAGUAGGUAAUGAAUGUGCGUCCAUCCUGCUCCACGUCCCGGGUUUGCUGGAUUAGUCUGGGUUUUUGCUGAGUUUGCACCUAUAAAAGGAUAAAUUCCGUUAUUUAAGAAAAGGGAAAAUGGUUACCGCUUCAGCUAUGUACAAAGCAGCAUUGCAUGUCGAUAUCCGUAAAUGCAAUAUGUCGUGAUUACAUGGCUGUCUACAAAUGUGAAUCUAACUGGCCAAAGUCUCAUAGAUGUUGAUACCAGGUUGUAUGAUGAAAUGGCUUUUUUUCCCAUGUAUGUCCUGACAGCUAUGUAUUUUUAAUAAACCACCAUGUUGGAAUCCAUCAAGAAAGCAUUUUACAUUUGGCUUUAAAGAAUUUUAUUGAAAGUGUAGAAUUUGUCUGCAUGGCAGACACCACUAACCCCCAUCAUUCUGUUGCUAGAGCAGUGUUUCCCCAACCAGGGUGUCUCCAGCUGUUGCAAAACUACAACUUCCAGCAUGCCUUGACUGUCUAGGGAUUAUGAGAGUUGUAGUUGUGCAACAGCACUGUGCUACAUCAGAUCCUGGGAUUGUUGCGUGUUACAGAAAGAUGAAUUAAAAAGCAUAUUUAUAGAAGACGCACUCUUCAAUGCGGUCACUAUAGAGUAUCUCCAUUAGAAGGCUGAUCCUUGGCUAUGUUGCAGUGCCACUAUAGCAAGCACUAGCUGUUCAUAGAGCCUUAUAUAGGGGAUGUCCCCUAUUGUAACGUCAAUGCACUUGGCAUA
Hyla sarda is the source of this 1874-nucleotide messenger RNA. RefSeq names its product apoptosis regulator BAX-like. Gene Ontology annotation, molecular function: protein heterodimerization activity; channel activity; protein homodimerization activity. Gene Ontology annotation, cellular component: mitochondrial outer membrane. Lineage: Eukaryota; Metazoa; Chordata; Amphibia; Anura; Hylidae. Gene Ontology annotation, biological process: extrinsic apoptotic signaling pathway in absence of ligand; intrinsic apoptotic signaling pathway in response to DNA damage; release of cytochrome c from mitochondria. The record is from RefSeq and is a predicted model, not a curated record.